Molecule: messenger RNA, 2288 nt
Organism: Coturnix japonica (Japanese quail)
Lineage: Eukaryota; Metazoa; Chordata; Aves; Galliformes; Phasianidae
Gene: WDR86
Product: WD repeat domain 86
Molecular function (GO): protein binding
Source: RefSeq, a predicted model, not a curated record
CCCUCCCUCCCUCCUCUCCCGGGGAGCACGGGGUUGAGAUCAGCCGAGGGCUGGAGGAAGGAAAGCCGGGGAACUGAAAAGCGCCGCCUUUCCUGCGGUGAGGUCCAUGGCUGAAGGCGGUCGGUGGGAAAUGAGGCCCGGAGCGAGGGGCUGCGAGGCGACCUGCUGACCCGCAGCCUUCGUGGGCAGCGCCGGGAUGGGGAACAGCGGCUCGGCCGUGAAGGUGUGCGCCGAUCACCAGGGAGGCAUUAACUGGCUGAGCCUCAGCCCCGACGGGCAGCGACUGCUGACGGGCAGCGAGGACGGCACGGCGCGGCUCUGGAGCACAGCCGACAGCCAAUGCCACGGCCACUUCCAAGGACACGAGAGUUACAUCACCUUCUGCCACUUAGAAAACGAGGCUGCCUUCACGUGUAGCGCAGAUCACACCAUUCGAAAGUGGGACGUGGUGACAGGCCAGUGCGUGGCCAUUUACCGAGGGCACACGUCCAUUGUGAACAGGAUUCUGGUUGCCAAAGACUACCUGUUUAGUGGCUCCUAUGACAGGACAGCCCGCUGCUGGAGUGUGGACAAGGAGAAACAAAUCCAGGAAUUCCGGGGCCAUCGGAACUGUGUCCUGACUCUAGCUCACUAUUCCUCCAAGGACGUUCUUGAAGAGGAAGAGGAGGAAGAGGAGGAGGAGGAGAGAGUAAGCAGAGACCUCCUAGUGACAGGUAGCACGGACUGCACUGUAAAGGUCUGGUGGGUGUCCAGCGGGCGCUGUUACCAGACUCUGCUGGGACACACUGGGGCUGUCUUAUGCCUUAUACUUGACGCACCAAACAGGGAGCUGUUUUCUGGCAGCACGGACUAUACCAUUCGAACGUGGAAUAUUGUUACUGGUGAGCAGCUGAAAGUGUUCAAAGAGCAUCAAGGAUCGAUAAUUUGCCUAGAGCUGGUGAAUCGACACUUGUACUCGGGAAGCGCAGACAGGACAGUGAAGUGCUGGUUAGUGGACACUGGGGAGCGAAUCCAAACGUACAAGGCUCACAAACACAGCGUUAGCACUUUGAAAUACCACGCUGGGAUCUUGUUCACAGGGAGCGGUGAUGCCUGUGCACGAGCCUUCAAUUCCAGGAGUGGUGUCUUGCAGAAGAUCUUCCGUGGACACAAGUUCAUCAUCAACUGCAUCCAGAUCCACAAUGAGCUGCUGUACACAGCCUCCCACGACGGCACACUGAGGAUUUGGGACAUCCGGGGAAUAUGCAAGAGAAAUAAGAGGCGUUUGAAGAAGGAGAGAUGUGCCCAGGGCAGGAGCUCUCAGAAGGGAAGUCUGUCUCGUCUUUUCAACAAUAAGGUCGGCUGUAUGGUACAGCAAGAAAAUGGGGAACACGAGACUGUUGAACUAAUGUGACUGUCCACAACAGACUUUCUGCGAGUGACCAAAGCUGAAACUUCUGUUUUCUGCACCACUGUAUCCAUGCAAGCCACAACUUGGAAACAGAUGGGAGACGGCUUUGCUUGAACACUUCAAAGAGCCAAAGUUGUCUGUAGCUGUCACAUGGACUCCAUUCAUGUUGCUGCUCAGGAUGACUCUCAGCUGAGCACUUCUGGAGGCAGGAGGGACUGAGCAUGGUUUGGGUGACGCAUGGUUCGGGUGAUGUAUCAGCGAUGUGGCUGUGUCAUUAAGAACUUUAUUUACAGCUGCUUUUUUUUCCUGUUCUCCCUGACACAGAGGUGCUGCACACUUCCACCUGGCUGGUAUCUGAUGAGGAAUAUUUCCACCUGCCCCCGCUGCCCUCAGUUCAGCUGAAUAUCUGGGCAUGGCAUGGCAGGAACCAGGAGAGCGUGGCGGCACAUCUGGGACAGUGGCUAUGCAAUACCCCUGGGCAGCCAGGCUCGGCACUCAGUUCUGCGUGGUUCUUGUAUCCAGUGGGGAUUUCCAGUUGUGCUUCAUAGUGGGGGGUGUGAAAUAUGGGGAAGAGUUGCUGGAAACGUGUUGUCUUCGUUCCUUCUGUAGUUAUGCCUGGUCUUGGCUUGCUAGCAACAAUGGAUAAUGAGUUAAAUCCAAAAGUACUUCUCCCCAUCUUUCUCCAGGUUCAUCCCUUUCUGAUUGAUAACCACUGAGCCGUGAAUAAACAAAGGUUCUUCUAUUUUUCUAUUUGCAGAUAUAACCUUUUGUAGAACCAGUACAAAAAGUAUCUAACCACAUGUUUUUAUUUUUAUGGCUUUAUUUAUUCUGUACUGCAGCAAGAUACAAACGCUGUAAUUCUUUCGUAGAAAGGACCAAUAAACAUGUGGCAUCUACA